Zerene cesonia (dogface butterfly) is the source of this 1716-nucleotide messenger RNA. RefSeq lists its product as uncharacterized. The record is from RefSeq and is a predicted model, not a curated record. The transcript is spliced from 2 exons. Lineage: Eukaryota; Metazoa; Arthropoda; Insecta; Lepidoptera; Pieridae. Bases 567 to 1430 code for a protein of 287 amino acids.
AAACGUUUUCAUAGUAAUUUUGUUAUGAGCACAAAGAGUACUUUCAAUAUAUCAACAACGAUUCAAAUGUUUUUACCAUAUUUAUCAAAGGUAAAAACUUUCUUCGGAUGAUAAUAAUUUUUGUUCUAGUCAAUACAUCGUGCCGUGACAGCAAUAUUCAAGCUAACAAAGGAACUCCGAAGUCCCCGGAUGGUAAAAAAUGUUUCGUUGCCGGUGUCUACCUGAGGGUAUCCCCGCCACUUCUCUCUAACGGCUCGCAGUAAAAAAUUGUGAACGUCUUACACCUAUUAGUUUUUCAACUUCACUGAUUGUAAUUUACAUAGAACUAUUUUUGAAUUCCGAAUUGUUAUGCUUACCGAUUUUUGUACUACAUGCAGUUAUGGACGCAAAUAAUAAUAACUAGUAGUUAUAUUUAAUGUUUAUGAUUAUAUAAAUGUAAGGUUCGGUAAAAUUCUAGAUUACAUUUAAAGAAACACCUAUUUUAAGUACCUAAGUACGUAUAGAUAAAAAAUUAGUAGAACCACAAAACGUACUGCGUAACUCAAAAAAGUAGACCCCGUUAAGCUAUGGAGGAGACAGAGAAUAAACUACAAGAAAAUGCUGCCAACGCUGCUUUAUCGCAAGCCAAUGAGACACCAGAAACUGGUGGAGAACCUAUGUCACAUAUGGUAAGUCACAAUAAAAUGCUGACGCGACAGCAAAAACGCAAGCUUGCUAACAUUCUUCAGAGUCAAGACUCUGAAUCGAAAGACGAACGAGAACAACAUAUAGAUCAUAUUCAUAAAGGAUUUACUAAUGAAUCAAUUGAGCACCGUGAGCACCGGCUUGGCUUGAUCCGUGACCGUCUAGCUAAUGAAACACCUGAACAACGGGAAAAUAGACUAGGGCUAAUUCGUAAACGACUUUCUAAUGAAACACAUGAGCAGCGUGAGCACCGGCUUGGCUUGAUCCGUGACCGUCUAGCAAACGAAACUCCUGAGCAGCGUGAGCACCGGCUUGGCUUGAUCCGUGACCGUCUAGCGAACGAAACUCCUGAGCAGCGUGAGCACCGGCUUGGCUUAAUCUGUGUCCGUCUAGCAAGUGAAACUUCUGAGCAGCGCGAACAUCGACUAGGAGUAAUUCGUAAACGACUUGCUAAUGAAACUCCCGAGCGGCGUGAACAUCGACUUGGACUUGUUCGUAAACGGCUUGCAAAUGAAACACCUGAGCAGCGCGAACAUCGACUUGGACUUAUUCGUAAACGGCUUGCAAAUGAAACACCAGAGCGACGAGAACAUCGACUAAGCCUAAUUCGUAAACGACUUGCUAAUGAGACGCCUGAGCAGCGAGAACGUAGAUUAUCCCUAAAUCGUGAACGUCGUGCUAAAAAAGCUGCUAAAACUAGAACAGAAGUAGACUCAAACUAUUUACAUACUUUCAAUUCUCUAUAAUACUAUAGUAUAUAAUAUUAUGACCCUAAUGUAAAUAUUUUCAUAGUUUCGUUCUUCGUCUUUUAGCACAAUAAAUUUCUUUUUUGUCAUUUCUGGUGGAACACCUAGGAGAUCUAAGUUGAACUCAGCAGGUUCGAUGGGGUGCGUUCUGUUUUUUAUGGUUGAUAACUAAUUUUAUUGAUGCUACCUCCGUAAAUUCUCCGGGAAAAAAGGACAACUGGCAGAGCCAAAUCUAUAGUUUUUGGAGAAAACCUCUUUUUUAAUGAAGCUGCAGACAGACUUUGAA